Messenger RNA from Quercus robur (English oak), 1101 nucleotides. RefSeq lists its product as uncharacterized. The coding region runs from base 238 to 828 and encodes 196 amino acids. The record is from RefSeq and is a predicted model, not a curated record. The transcript is spliced from 2 exons. NCBI's taxonomy places the organism in Eukaryota, Viridiplantae, Streptophyta, Magnoliopsida, Fagales, Fagaceae.
UGCCAACGGCCAUUUCAUUCUUGAGCCCCCAAAGCCGAAGCCAAAUCACCUUUUCCACUUCCCCCUCUCUCACACGGUCACACUCACUCACCUUUACUUUCCUCUCCCCUCCUUUCUCUGCAAUUUCCACACUCUUUCCAACUCGACCUCUGCCACAACGUGCACGCUGCAUUGACACAACACAAAGCAAAGACAAAGAAAGAGCACUUUCAAAGAAAAACAACAAACAAACAAAGUAUGUCAAACAAAUCCCCCAUCUUUCCCAUGCCAGAACCCCAACACUUCAGUGACUAUGGUUUUGAUCCUCAAAUUGACUACUUUCAGGUCUUAGAAGAAGCAAGGAAACACAAGCGUGAAACGACAAGAUCCAUAGACUCCAUCCACUUCAAGCUUCAAAAACCCAUUUCCAAAGACGACUUGAAGAAGACCCACAAGGUUAAGAAGAAGCGCUGGUGGAGAAGUGCCUUCCUUUUCUUCAAAUGGAAGUGGACCCACAUUAACCACCACCACCACCAUAGCCAUCAUGGUCAUGGUCAUGUUCAUGAUCAUGAUCGUGAAGAUGUUCAUCAAGCCAGGGCUCGAGCUUUUAGAGCCUCUAUUUCAGGGCCUGUGUACAUCACCGAGAGCACAAGUGGGUCCUCCACGCCGUACCGCACAAGUAGUCGGAGCCGUCCCUCCUCUGGUCCUCUUGCCGGAACUUUGACUCCGGCAACGAAAGGUGAGAUGGACAUACCGUAUUUGAGUCUCAGAGAGCUGAACAUGGAGCAACAACAAGUACAGCAGCAAAGGUUCUCUGCCUCGGCCAUGCCUAUAUAUUUGGUCACUUGAAAAAUCAGCCCUUCAAAGGCUACUAAUUAAUGUGAAUGUCUUUUCAUUUUUAGCCUUUUGAUCCUAUCAAAAAUGGGUGCUUUUUGGUUUUCUCAACUUUGGUUUGGUGUAUCAUGUGGGGUGUUCCUUUUUAUCUUUUUGGGUUUGCCCCAUUUUUGUUUUUGCAAACUGCAAAGCUGUUUGAUCCAUUGGAGGAAGGGUGUAUCCUCCUCAUUUGUGUUUGUUGCUCACUUUUGUUAAUUUCUAAAGCUAAUCAACUCGUGGGUUUGACUA